AUGCUAGUGCUGAGGAGUGGAAGCCGCUGGAGCAUGGGGACACUGGAGACGGAAUCCAGCAUCCACAAAGCUUACUGUGAAUCCAUACUCCAGUCCAAAAAGUACAUUUACAUGGAAUGCCAGUUCUUCAUCAGCACCAGACCUGGAAGCAUCGUGCAGAACAAAGUAGCGGAUUCCCUCUUCCAGCGCAUUCUUCGGGCUCACGAGAAGGGCGAGGAGUUGCGGGUUUACGUAGUACUUCCGCUCCUACCAGCCUUUCCAGGAGAGAUCACGAAGGGGAAUGUAGGGAAACCCAUUCAGACCAUAACUCAUUGGAACUACCUAUCCAUCUCGAAAGGAGCGAAUUCUCUUCUGAGCCGACUGAGAGCAGCUGGAAUUCAGGAUCAUUCUCAAUACAUCAACUUCUUCAGUCUGCGGACUUUUAAGCGGCUUCAAAGGAGUGUGGUGACGGAGCUGAUUUACAUUCAUUCGAAGUUGAUGAUAGUGGACGAUGAAACUGUGAUCCUCGGUUCGGCAAACAUCAAUGAUCGCAGCCUGUUGGGAACCAGAGACUCAGAAUUGGCUUGCGUUUUUCAGGAUGUGAGGAACAGUUCGCACAGAGUCCAUGGGAAAGGGAACUUCGCAAGUUCGUUAAGAAAGCGCCUAUUCCGAGAACAUUUGGGUCUCCUCAAGAAGAAGAGGAGGAGACAUUUGAGCGCCCCAGAAUCGGAAUCCUUCUAUGCCGACACCUGGCUGCAAACUGCGGCAUCUAACACCUCCAUCUACGACACUGUUUUCCCGGUGAUUCCGACGGACAAAGCCAGGAAUUUCCGCGAUUUGGAGGAGUUGUCGGAAGAAAUCCCUCUACUCGUACGGGAUCCCGAUUAUGCCCUACGUCUUCUAGAAGAUAUCCAGGGGCAUUUGGUCCUCUUUCCCCUUCGCUUCCUGGAAGAGGAAAAUUUAGACCCUCCAGUCAUCACUCCGGAGGGACUUCUGCCCACAGAAGUUUGGAUUUGA
Darwinula stevensoni is the source of this 996-nucleotide messenger RNA. Lineage: Eukaryota; Metazoa; Arthropoda; Ostracoda; Podocopida; Darwinulidae. The record is from the annotation of a GenBank genome assembly.